AUGGAUAGUUACAGAAAACAACAAAGUCAAAGUGAUGAAGCCACUUAUGAAUCACAGAAGAACACAAAGCCAAUGAGUGUGCCUUUCUGGGACCAGAAAUUCUGUUGGACGGUCGGCAGUGUUCCAUGGGAAAAGCUCUUAGAGACGAAGAAGAAUAUGCAUCGUUACAAAGACGCUGUGCAAUGGAACGACUCUGCAGCUGAAGAGGCAUUCAAUUAUAAGAUUGACGGGCUACCUUGCUACAUACAAUUACCUAAUCCUGAUGCUUACAUUGCUGAAAUAGAGUGGAGCAACCCCAGAAUUAGUACUGGUCUGGAACUGGUUUCGAAUGACCAAACUCAAGAGAGAGGCGAAGGAGACGUUGUUAUUGAUGAUCUUGAGUCCCUCUCGGAUCAGUCAUCUUCGUGCACUGGAUGGAUGCAGAAGGCUUCGAACGAGUCUGAUGAGGAUUCCAAAGAAGAUGACAACAGCAGCGCAGACAAUGAAGGGAAUGUUCAUCACAAGGAAGCAGCCGACAAAUUGGGAUUUGAGUCCACCACUUGGAACAAGCCGGAUUAUGGUAAAAACAAAAUGGUACAAGAUAUGAUGAUGGGUUUAAUAUGGGAGAGUACAUUGUGGUAA
Messenger RNA from Argentina anserina (silverweed cinquefoil), 621 nucleotides. RefSeq lists its product as uncharacterized. The record is from RefSeq and is a predicted model, not a curated record. The transcript is spliced from 2 exons. Lineage: Eukaryota; Viridiplantae; Streptophyta; Magnoliopsida; Rosales; Rosaceae. The coding region runs from base 1 to 621 and encodes 206 amino acids.